UCAUCUGGUUUACCGUCUGGAGUGAAAUGUCGCGGCUGCUCCCAAGGAGUCGCAAAAGAGUAUGUACAAUGCACUGGCUGUCAAGCCUACUAUCAUCCAAGCUGCGCUGAACGUGCUGGAUCUCUGCCCAAUGGGCUUAUUCAACGUUGCUGUGGCCGACGUGGGUCUUCCUCCACAGAAGAUAUUCGUGACAUUAUUAAGCAAGAAAUAAGUGCUCUGCGUAACAGCUUUAAAAAUGAUGUUACGUUACUGCGUAAUGAUAUCAAGACGGAUGUCAAUAAUGAUGUCACAUCACUACGUAAUGACAUCAAAAAUGAUGUCAAAAAUGAGGUAGAACCUGUCAUCUCUAGUGUAAAUGACCUUAAAUCACAGGUAAAACAGUUUACAGAGCAAUUUCAAAAUAGAAUCUGUGCUGUGGAAGAAAAACUUAUGAAUAAUGAAGUGCGCAUAACGGCCAAUGCUAAGAUUAUAACCUCCAAUGUUCAGAAAAUUGCGGAUCUCCACAACUUAGUUACUGACAUACAUACUCAGGCUGAUAAUAGUGUUAUUCUGCGUGAAGUAGACGAUCGUCUGGCCAGAAGAAACAAUGCCCUUUUUUUAGGCAUUGUUGAAUCUCAAAAAUCUACUCCUAUUGAGCGUCAAGAGGAUGACCUCUCCAGAGUCCAAGGUAUUUGCUAUACUCUUGCAAAUAAUGUCUCAAUCUCCUCCUGUACAAGACUGGAUCAUAACCGGAUUGAUAAGAGCAAAGAAAGCCAAGGACUCUCUCCUGUCAGUGGAGAAUCUUUCGAUAGUCCACGACAAAACAAAUCUCCAGAGGAACGAACAAAAGAUAUUACGUCAACAACUCCAGGAACGGACAGCAGCAGGGGAACGGAAUUUGAGGAUUGUAACUCGUGCUGGUCAACCGAGGAUAAUCAAGGACCAUCGGAAUAUUUUAGCCUCGACUCCCAAAAACUCAGCUUCUUAAACUCCACCUCAUCCUGUCUGACAUUAUAUUAUCAGAAUGUCAGGGGACUAAAUACCAAAUUAGAUAGUAUAUUUUAUAAAACUAGUAUGGCUGAGUAUGAUUUUUAUGCUUUUUCUGAAACCUGGCUCAAAACAGGUGUAUUUAAUAAUGAAAUUUUUAGUAAUGAAUAUUCUGUUUUUAGGUGCGACAGACGUUAG
Molecule: messenger RNA, 1164 nt
Organism: Cotesia glomerata
Lineage: Eukaryota; Metazoa; Arthropoda; Insecta; Hymenoptera; Braconidae
Exons: 2
Coding region: 430-1164 (244 amino acids)
Source: RefSeq, a predicted model, not a curated record